AUGCUAAUGCUAAAGAUAAUUUUGCUGAGCGCUGUGCUCGGCAUUGCGUACGCGGGAGUCAUUGGGCCCGGCCCCUACUAUGGCGGACCAGCAGGACCCGGCCCACUGCAUCAUUAUGGAGGUUAUGCACCGCAUCAUGCCGCCCUACCAGCACCCUAUGCUGCGCCUGCGCCCAAGCCCGCUGCUCCGGAACCCUACGAUGCUGAUCCCAAAUAUUCCUUUGGCUAUGACAUACAGGAUGGCUACACCGGCGAUCUGAAGAGCCAGCACGAGACCCGCCACGGUGACGUGGUCAAGGGCAGCUACUCUGUGGUCGAUCCCGAUGGCACCAAACGCACCGUGGACUAUACCGCCGACCCGCAUCAUGGCUUCAAUGCGGUGGUGCGCAAGGAGCCGCUAGCCUAUAAGCCGAUUCCAGCGCCUGCGCCUCGUCCACAGCCAGCUCAUGCUCUUUCGCUGCAUGUCCCUGGCCCAGGACCAGCGCCAGCCCCAGCACCGCCCUUACCUCCAGUGCCAAAGGCGCCGGCACCAGUGCUAUCAUAUCCUUUGGCCUUGACCGCCUACCAUCGCAGUGCGCCUGCGCCACCCGCACCCCCAGCCCACGUGCCUGUGCCCGUUGCUGCUCCACUGCCCUCGGCGCACUUCCAUGCCGCCUACCCAGCUCUAGCCCACAGCCCCUAUGCACAUUAUUCCGCCGCCUUGCCCGGGCCCGCUGCUGACCCCCAUGCCCAUUACUAUCAUCAUCCGCACCACUGA
This is a messenger RNA of Scaptodrosophila lebanonensis, 756 nucleotides long. It is a transcript of the gene Cpr92A, whose product is annotated as larval cuticle protein A1A. The transcript has 3 exons. Lineage: Eukaryota; Metazoa; Arthropoda; Insecta; Diptera; Drosophilidae. The coding region runs from base 1 to 756 and encodes 251 amino acids. The record is from RefSeq and is a predicted model, not a curated record. Gene Ontology annotation, cellular component: extracellular matrix.